Messenger RNA from Ornithorhynchus anatinus (platypus), 1722 nucleotides. Its product is annotated as cystine/glutamate transporter-like. NCBI's taxonomy places the organism in Eukaryota, Metazoa, Chordata, Mammalia, Monotremata, Ornithorhynchidae. Gene Ontology annotation, molecular function: L-amino acid transmembrane transporter activity. Gene Ontology annotation, biological process: amino acid transmembrane transport. The transcript has 14 exons. The coding region runs from base 220 to 1644 and encodes 474 amino acids. Gene Ontology annotation, cellular component: membrane. The record is from RefSeq and is a predicted model, not a curated record.
UAGUUGUACCAAGAAGGGAGCCAGGGAGUCAGAGUAGAAGGACGGCUUGUGAAGGGUUCAGGAAGGAGUUGGAGAGGAGGAAGUGGAGGCAGCGGGUGUGAGCGACCCAUUUAAGACGUUCGGACGGGAGAGACUGCAGUCUCCUUGAGGACAGAAAACCUGUUUCUCGCUCCUGCCGCUCUCACCUCUCCCCGAAGUGCUCAGUGCCGGGGGCCGAAGAUGGUGGGGGCCGUGUUCCUGAGGAGGAAGAUCACGCUGCCUCGCGCCUGUGCGCUCCUGAUCGCCGCCAUGGUGGGCAGUGGCAUCUUCGUGGCGCCCAAGGGCGUGCUGAGACACUCGGGCAGCGUCGGCCUGUCCCUGGUGGUCUGGCUGGCCUGCGGGCUGCUGUCCCUGCUCGGCGCCUUGUGCUACGCAGAGCUGGGGACCCGGAUCACCAAGUCUGGAGGUCACUACACCUACCUGCUGGAGACCCUCGGCCCCCUGCCCAGCUUCCUCUUCCUCUGGGCCGAAUACUUCGCCAUCAGGCCGGCCAACAGCGCAGUGGUUUGUUUAACAUUUGGACGCUAUAUCCUGGAGCCUUUCUUCGCCCCCUGCCCGACCCCCCUGCCCGCUGUGAAGAUUGCCGCACUGCUGGGGUUUUACUCCGUGCUCGCCCUGAACGGCUGGAGCGUCAGCUGGAGCGCGCGGCUGCAGUCCGUGCUGUCCGUGGUCAAGCUCACGGCCCUCGCCCUCAUCAUCGGGCCGGGGACCUUCCUCCUGGCCCAGGGGCACACGGAGAACUUCCGGGAGGCUUUUGGAAACUCCGCACAGUCACUGGACAAGCUGCCGUUGGCUCUCUACGCCGGGAUGUUCGCUUACUCUGGCUGGUGCCAGACCAGCUUCGUGAGGGAGGAACUGGUCCGGCCAGAGCGGACCGUCCCCCUGGCUGUGACUGCGUCGGUCCUCACCGUCAUAGUCGGAUACAUGUUGACCAACCUCUCCUACUACACGGCACUGACCGCCGAGGAGGUCCUGGCGUCCGAGGCCGUGGCCGUGAGCUUUGCCCAGCGAGCCUGCCCCGGCCUCAGCUCUCUGGUCCCGGUCCUGGUGGCGCUGGCCUGCUUCGGGUCAAUGAACGGGGGCAUCCUUGGCUUCUCCAGGACGCUGUUUGUGGCCUCGAGGGAAGGCCAGUGGCCCCCGCUCUUCUCCAUGAUCCACAUCCGCAGACACACACCCCUGCCGGCCGUCAUGCUCAUGUUCCCCUUGGUCACGGCCAUGGUGUGCGUGGGCGACGUCUACCCCCUCCUCACCUUCUUCAGCUUCUCCCGGUGGCUCUUCAUCGGCCUGGCCACCCUGGGCCUCGUGCUGCAUCGCCACCGCCACCCGCAGCUGCCCCGGCCCUUCAAGGUGCCCCUGGUCAUUCCGGUCAUCUUUUCCAUCCUCUGCUUCCUGACGGUGGGACUGUCCCUGUACGCAGAUCCCGUGAAUAUCAGCAUCGGCUGUGCCACGGUCCUGAGCGGCUUCCCCGUCUACUACCUGGUGGCGCGCGGGCCGGGGCCCGCCCGCUGCCCCCUGCCCACCCGCUGUCCGUCCGUGCUGUAUUACCUCACCGUCAAACUGCAGCAGCUGCUGGAGGUGGUCGGACAGGAGAUCCGAACCUACUGAUGGUCUCCUCCUCUCCGGUCCCCUCAACCGCCCCCCUUCAGUUAAUGGAUCUGUCCAGCCGUGAUACUCAGCAUAACU